CAUGCCCUCUUCUCCAUGGACUCCCUCCUAACCUCCUCCGUCGAAGAAAUCUGCUCCCACCUCCACAACGGCCUCUCCCUCCCCUCCCUCUGGUCCCGCCUCUCUUCCUCUUCCUCUUCCUCCUCCAACCUCGACCUCUCUCCCUCCCUCAAACAAUCUCUAUGGGACGCCCUCCGCUCCAUCCCCACCCUCAACAUCCUCUCCCCCGCCCAAAAUUACCAUUACGCCCCCGCCGACUCUUCCAUCCACUCCUUCCAAGCCGCUGAAAACCUCAACCUCAAGCUCGUCGCCGAUGAGUCCCUCCGCAACAACUUCAUGGGCCUCUACAAUGUCGACUCCGCCAACAACAACCUCUCCGCCGUCCAGCGCCACACUCUCGAACGCGUCGUAAUGGCCAGGGAGAAUGGGAUUACGCAGACGCAGAUUGCCAAGGAGCUCGGCAUUGAGGGGAGGAACUUCCAUUAUGCUGUGAAGAAUCUCGAGUGUCAAGGAUUACUUGUGCGGCAGUCGGCGCUGUUGAGGACUAAAGAAGCGGGUGAUGAUAGGAAUAAUCCAAGUGUGACGACUAAUAUGUUGUACUUGAAUCGGCAUGCAAAGCAUUUGACUGCUCAGCAGAAAAUUGAGAUUGUGAAGGAAGAGAGAAAUAAUGAGAGUUCUGUAAGUGUGAGAGAGAGGUCGGCGGGUGGGGAUGGUUUUGGUGGGAAUGUGCAUGUGAAGGACUUUUUACCGGCGAUGAAAGCAGUGUGUGAUAAACUUGAAGAAGCCAACGGCAAGGUUCUUGUCGUUGCGGAUGUUAAGAAGGAACUUGGUUACUGUAGAAGUUCAGGGCAUAGAGCAUGGAGAAAUAUUUGUCAGAGGUUGAAAGCUGCUCAUCUUGUGGAGGUGUUUGACGCUAACGUUAAUGGGAAGGUUGAGAGUUGCCUACGUUUUGUGGAAAACUCUUCUCCAAUAAGAGUUGAGCCAAGAACAGUUGUACAUGUGGAUGAUGAUUUUGUUGAAGAAAAACACGUCAAAUUCGGAAAGAGAUGUAAAAUCACUGACCAGCUUGUAGAACUUCCUAUUGAACAUCAAAUUUAUGAAUUAAUUGAUGCUGCUGGAUCAGAGGGCUUGACCAGGAAUGAGGUUAUGGAGAGGCUUGGGAUUGAUAACAAGAAAAAUUAUGCCCGCUUUGUUACUAUGUGCUCAAGAUUUGAGAUGAAUCUGCAACCAGAAAUGCACAAAAAAGCUGUGGCAUAUCGGUUUCGGACAUCUGGGAAACAUAGAUCUGAAUCAAAUAAUGCAUUUAUUAAAAAAUCGACAGAUGCCAAUGAUGGUAGACUUUCUAGUCAAUGUGAUGGGAGUGUAGAUACUCCGAUGUCAGAUUUGUCUCUGAAAGGGGACUAUGCUGGCCCUGAAAAUAUCAAUAAUAGAGAGACUAAUAGUGGCCCUUUUGGUGGUUCUAUUGGGCCUAAUGAGUCUUACAAUGUGUCAGAAACUUCUCAACAGUUAUGUCUUGGAUCAAAAGAUGCUAUUUCUGAUUCUCAAGUUAGUUUAAUUAGCACAGGAGUGGAAACAAAUGGCGCAUUAUUGGGAACACCAGCUGCUUCGUCAAAGCUACAUAGUAAGGGCUCAGAUCCGAGGUAUCCAUGUAUGUCUUUGACGGUGGAUAACACUCGGAGGGAAAAGAGGAUAGUUGAAAGGCUAGAGGGUGAGAAGUUUAUUCUAAGAGCUGAGCUGUAUAGAUGGCUUGUGAGCUUGGAGACGGACAAGUGCACAGCAACUGACAGAAAAACAAUUGACCGAAUUUUACAAAAACUUCAACAGCUAGGUCACUGCAAAUGUAUAGAUAUUAGCGUCCCUGUUGUUACAAAUUUGGGCCGUUCCCGGACCACCGUAGUGAUACUGCACCCAUCUGUUCAGAGUUUAACUCCUGAACUGGUUUCUGAAAUCCAUGAUGCAUGGAGGUCUUUUGAGGUACAAAGUCGUGGAAAGUGCUCAUCUCGGUGGCGGGAGAAGAACAUUGGAUCAGUUCCUGUACUAGAAGAUGUUCAGAGAACUCAGACUCAUGUUAGUGCACAUCAACAAACAGUGAGUUCAGAAGCCAUGCGUGCUAAUGGAUUUAUUCUGGCAAAAAUGGUCCGUGCAAAAUUGCUGCAUAGUUUCCUUUGGGAAUACCUGUACGGUUCUUCUAGCUCUUAUGAUGCUUUAUCAUCUGCAAAAGAUGUAAGUGAGCCGAGAGAUCCUCACAAUACUAGCAAAUUGUUUUCACUAGAGGCAACAAUGAAGGCUAUUCCAGUUGAGUUGUUUCUACAAGUUGCGGGAUCUACCAAAAACUUUGAGGAAAUGAUUGACAAGUGUAAGAAGGGUCUCUGUCUCUCUGAUCUCUCUGCUGAAGAAUACAAGUCUCUAAUGGAUACCCAUGCAACUGGAAGACUCUCAUUAGUGAUUGACAUUUUACGACGAUUGAAGCUGAUUCGAAUGGUUUGUGAUCACCGCUCAGAAGAUGGAUUAGAAGUUCUCCCUCCCAUUAUUUCUGCAUAUGCAUUGGAACUUAAGCCUUAUGUAGAGGAACCUGUUUCAAAAGAUGCUAUAUCUUUGAGUUUUGGAUCACUUGAUCUUCGUCCACGAAUCAGACAUGAUUUUUCCCUAUCAAACAGAGAAGCUGUUGAUGAGUAUUGGCAAACUUUAGAGUAUUGUUAUGCUGCUGCGGACCCAAGAGCUGCCUUGCUUGCAUUUCCUGGGUCCUGUGUUCAUGAGGUGUCUAAUCACAGGUCAUGGACUAAACUUGGAGUUAUGACAGCUGCUCAGCGUGAUGAGCUUUUAAAGCGUGUUGUGAAGGAUGAUCCUAGCGAAAAGCUUUCAUUUAAAGAAUGUGGGAAAAUUGCAAAGGACCUCAAUUUGACCCUGGAGCAGGUGCUUCGUGUGUAUUAUAAUAAGCGGCGUCAACAUCUUGAUGGGUUACAAAAUAACACAGAUGAACUUCAAUCUGAAAAACGUAGGCGUCGUAAAAGGAAGAAAUCAUCUGAAUCUAGGUCUGUAGAUUUUUCUAAGACUGAUGAGGUAAUCAGACAGAUGGAAGAGCAGACACGUACCACAGUAUCUAAUACCAUAGAACAAUUAGAAGAACUAAAUUUCUUGGUCGCUUCUCAUGAGCAUGAUUCACAUGUGCAAGCAUUGGACAAUUGUCUAGAAACUGGGCAGGAACCUGAGCCAAAUGAAGAUAAUGAGGGGUGCCAUUCAAUUACCACCAAGGGUUCCUUUUCAAAGUUGAAGCCAAUACGUCCUCGUAAAAGAAAGAAUUUGCAUUCAACGCGUCAACGAAGGUUUUCAUGGACAGAGGAAGCUGACAGGCAGCUGAUUAUCCAAUAUGUAAGGCAUCGUGCAUCUCUGGGGGCAAAUAUUCACCGGGUAAACUGGGCUUUAAUUCCUGACCUCCCAGCAGCUCCUGUUGCCUGCAUGAAAAGAAUGGCAUCACUAAAAAGUAACAAAAAAUUCAGAUCAGCUGUAAUGAGGCUUUGUAACAUUCUCAGUGAACGAUAUGCAAAGGUCUUGAAAAAGACUCAAAACAGGUCACUGGAAAAAAAUGAGUGCAGUGUGCCUUUGCGGAAUUCUACAGGUGAACGUCAUGACAGCAAUCUCCCCAAUAUCAAUGAUCAUAAUCUAGGGACAGCUCUGCAGGAUGAACCAUGGGACGAUUUUAAUGACAAUUAUGUUAAAAAGUCCCUUGAAGAGGUACUUCACCACAAGAGGUUGGCCAAAUUUGAUGCCUCCAAAAGAGUUGGAUCUACUGGUGAGGAUUGGUCAGUUGAACAUGAUUCUCAGGAAUCUGAAUUAAUUGCAUCAACUGCUCCAUCUGAGGAUUUUCAGAAUCAUGCUGGCAGAGGAAAAAUUUCAGCACGAAGAUCUCGCUAUCAACACCUUAAUGAAAAAUACUUCAAGCUUUUGCAUGGAGUUGAUGUCAGUACACAAGUCUACAAAUCAUUGGCUGUUUCUAAUGCUGUAGAGCUAUUUAAGCUUGUUUUCUUGAGCACCUCAACAGCGCCAGAGGUGCCAAAUCUUCUUGCGAGCAUUCUACGGCGGUAUUCGGAGUGUGAUCUAUUUGCAGCCUUUAACUAUCUUAAAGAUAAAAAGUUCAUGGUUGGAGGUAAUGGCAGUCAAAAGUUCUCUCUUUCACAACAGUUCUUGCAUAGUACAUCCGCCUCACCAUUCCCAACUAAUUGUGGGAAGAGAGCUACUAAAUUCGCUCAUUGGCUCCAUGAAAAAGAUAAAGAUCUUAUGGGAGGGGGGGUCAAUCUCUCCACAGAUUUACAGUGUGGGGACAUACUCCAUUUGUUUGCUCUAGUUUCUACAGGGGAACUGUCAAUCUUUCCAUACUUACCAGAUGAAGGUGUGGGAGAGGCAGAGGAAUCCAGAAGCUCAAAACGUAAAGCUGAUAUCAAUGAACUUUUAGAUGAUGAAAAGACUAAAAAGCUAAAGUCAUUUGCGGCCGCAGAAGGUGAAAUCAUUUCCCGUCGAGAAAAAGGUUUCCCGGGUAUCACGGUAUCUGUAAGUCGUGCAGAAUUUUCUGUAUCCAAUUCUAUAGAUUUGUUCAGAGUAGACGCUCCUAAUGAUGACAAACAUUUUGAGGGAAAUCAUCAACUAGAAAGUACUUCUGAUAGGGAUAGCUUAUCACAUUCUGACUGUAUGAAUGAAGUCAUCAAUUCAAGCAGCACUGUCCCUGUAUUAGAGAUUGCCUGCGAGUCACCUUGGGAAGGUAUGGUGGGCUAUGCUGAACAUUUGUUUUCAUUACGUCCUGCUGAAGAUCAGUCAAGUCCCAUCCAGCCUGAGAUCCUUAGAGCUGCAUACAUUGCUAUUCAGAAAGCUGGCGAUCAAGGUCUGAGCAUAGAAGAAGUUUCCGAGAUAACAAAUAUCCAAGGAGGAAAGAUGAAUGAUCUUAUCAUUGAUGUGCUUCAGACAUUUGAACGAGUUUUAAGGGUCGAUGCUUAUGACUCUAUUCGUGUUGUGGAUUCUUUGUAUCGUGGCAAGUAUUUUAUGACUUCAGUGUCUGGAGUUAGUCGAAAACUUGAACCACCUUCCUGGAGAAAGCCAAUUGGGGAAGAUGACGGCCAUAUACACAUCCAUUCAGAAAAUCGUGAUAAUGAUGCUGCUCCUUCUGAGAGGGAGAUAAAUUCUGAUAUCCAUAAAUUGACAAUUCUUAAUUUCCCUGAAGAUGUUGAUGUGCCCUCGUAUGUAAAACAAACUGAAAGCUAUAGGGAGCGUAAAGGAGGAGAUGCUGGGGAUGAAUCUUCUAGAUCCUCUAAUGAUAGAUUAUGCAUGCCUAUAUUUCCAUGGAUAAAUGGAGAUGGGUCUACUAACAAGAUUGUCUACAAGGGACUGAGGCGACGUGUACUUGGGAUUGUGAUGCAAAAUCCAGCUAUAUUAGAGGAUGAAAUUAUUCGCCGGAUGGAUGUAUUGAAUCCCCAGAGCUGUAGAAAAUUAUUGGAGUUGAUGGUUUUGGACAACCAUCUCCAUGUGAGGAAGAUGCAUCAAACUACUUGCGCUGGGCCGCCGCCAAUUUUAGGUACCCUCCUUGGAAGCAGCUACAAACCAUCAAAACUGGUUUGCCGUGAGCACUACUUUGCAAAUCCAACGAGUACAUCCUUGUUGUAAGGAAGUCUGUUAUUUCCAAUGUAGAUAUGCGUUCCAGGUGUUUUGUGGUCAAGUUAGCUGUAUAUGAUGGCUAGGUAUAGUUCACUGGAACAAAUAUAACAGACACUAACUUAUGGCAAUCUCUGUACAGCUUUGCACAAUGUGCAUCUUAGUUUUUGCUGGUCUGUUUGCAAUGUGCAUCUCAAAGUUCCCUCCAAAUCAAUAGUGCCUAUUAACAAGCAUUUAAAAUGAAAAGCCUUGUUCUUCAGGCGGUGUACCUUGCCUUGGGAUGAUAUGUAUAGGUUCGAGUUCCCCCAAUGUUUAUGGGUUUCCAAAUUGAUUUUGUCUUUAAUCCCCCUCCCGAAUCAUCCUUGAUAAUUGAAUACCUAAUUCAGUGUCGACACGUCAAAGCUCACCUGCAAGCACUUGGGAAAC
Molecule: messenger RNA, 6042 nt
Organism: Argentina anserina (silverweed cinquefoil)
Lineage: Eukaryota; Viridiplantae; Streptophyta; Magnoliopsida; Rosales; Rosaceae
Exons: 17
Coding region: 16-5628 (1870 amino acids)
Biological process (GO): transcription initiation at RNA polymerase III promoter; 5S class rRNA transcription by RNA polymerase III
Cellular component (GO): transcription factor TFIIIC complex
Molecular function (GO): DNA binding
Source: RefSeq, a predicted model, not a curated record